This is a messenger RNA of Erigeron canadensis, 459 nucleotides long. Its product is annotated as thioredoxin H2-like. NCBI's taxonomy places the organism in Eukaryota, Viridiplantae, Streptophyta, Magnoliopsida, Asterales, Asteraceae. Bases 1 to 369 code for a protein of 122 amino acids. The record is from RefSeq and is a predicted model, not a curated record. The transcript is spliced from 3 exons.
AUGGGAGCCCAGGUUUCAACACAACAGAGAUCAGAUGAGAGAAAAGUGAACUCAGUUCAUUCAAUGCACCACUGGAACACAUUGUUCCAGAGAUCCAGAACAUCAAACAAACUGAUGGUGAUUGAUUUCACUGCCGUCUGGUGUGGACCUUGUAAGUUCAUUGAACCAGCAGUUCAUGACUUUGCAGUUGAGUUUUCAGACGUUGACUUUGUCAAGAUUGAUAUCGAUGAGCUACCUGAUGCGGCGAAUGAUUUUGAAGUACAAGUAAUGCCAACAUUCAUAUUGGUCAAGAAAGGGAAAGAACGUGAAAGGAUUGUUGGGGUCAAGACGGAUGAACUUCAUAGGAUGAUUGAAAAACACAGAUUCUAAAUAUCAAUAUAUGUAUUUAUAGCCCAAAUGAGGCUUACAGGACACACAUGAUGAUUGCAGCUUAUAGAAGCCAGUACUUUUAUACUUUAA